AAUCAAGAGGAAAGAUGACUUUUUGAGACAAUAACUAUUCGACAAAUCAAUCUGAGGGGUAUUGGAAGGAAUCAAAAUGGCUAAUGAUAAAAUCUUACUUUCUCCUUCGGCCCCGUUGCCCGAGGAGCGGAACGUGGUAACUCAGCCGCAGAACGUGCCAAAGCCGCGGCACAGACCGAUGAAAUUCAAACAGAUUCAGGACAGCUCUGUGAGUGAAAAACCAUUUCAUUCUGGCAACAUGAUAAGCUUUGGUCAAAGUGAUCCACAAGGAUUGUUUGGUUCAUCCGGAGUCGGCCUUCUAGAUAAGGAUACAGCCAUGUCUCGUCCGGCCCCCAAUAUGCUUCUGUUAUCGGAUCAACCUAUCACAACAAAUAAGGAAGCCAGUGCUGUUAUAAUAAAACAGGAACCUUUCGUUGCACCUUUGAUUCCGGAGUAUACCUUUAGGAAUGAGAAAAAGAAGCUACUCGAAGAUGCAUUUGCACCGAGUUUUUCCCUGAUGAAGUUAGCAUAUCAGCAAGGUAUGCUCAGUUCAUCCAGACUCCGCGAUCAGGAGAAUGCAAAAAUAUUGGAGGCCUUGGACAAGGAGAGGAGCAUGUAUCGUCCUGGACAAUCUGUGGUUCAGUCACUUGAGCAUCAGAUUGCAAAGAACAAGGAAUGUUUAGUUCCACCAAAGAUUUUGGAAGAGUCUUUGAGGAAGGGGAAACAGAAGCUAAUUGAAGAGUCUCUUCCACCGACUUUUCCUCAAAUGAAUGUAGCAUCUCAGCUUCCAAGUGCAUCAUUGGUGAAUGGACCAUGUCCAUCAAGAGCUUCUCAGAUUAACUUAAUGUUGCUGUUACAGAAGCAAAUGCAACUAUCGAGGACUUAUGAGAAACUCCCAGCAGUUGUACCUGAUGUAAGAUCAAUCUAUACACCAGAAAUGUGCGCUCAACGUUUGAAGCUGUACAUGUAUCGUAAGCAACAAAGACCAAGAGACAACAAUCUCGAGUUUUGGGUGAAUUUAGUUGCAGAAUUCUUUGCUCCUAAUGGCAAGGAGAGAGUGUGCUUCUCAUCGAAUGAACGUAGAGAACUGAUAGGUUGUAUUUUCCCUAAGGAUGCAUGGUGCUGCGGUAUCUGCAAUGUGAGGCCUACUGCUGGUUUUGAGAUAAGUGCAGAAGUUUUACCUAGGCUUUGCAAAAAUAAGUACGAUACGGGUAUGCUGGACGAGCUUCUUUAUAUGGAUAAACCUGAAGAACGUUAUACACUAUGCGGUCACAUUGUUCUGAACUAUCCAAAAGUAACAGAACAUACUGUAUAUAAGACAGGACGAGUGGUCCGUGAAGGCCGGCUGAGAAUUGUGUUCUCUUCAGAUCUAAAGAUUCGUGUCUGGGAAUUAUGUUGUUCAGCUCACGAGAUUUAUGUUGGUCGAAAAUCAGUUGCUCCCCAGGUUCAUCAACUCAAGGAAGCAACCCAAAAAUACCAAGUUUUAGCUGAGAGUAGUUCAAGGAUUUCUCCUGAAGAGUUUCAAAGAACCUCCGACGAGCUUGCCCCAACGGUACGUGAACUAGCAAGAACUUUGGACAAGUCAUUGAUCAACGACCUUGGUUAUUCCAAACGCCAUGUCCGAUGUCUCCAGAUAUCAGAAAUAGUCAGCAGCAUGAAAGAUCUAAUGGACUACAGCAAGAAAUACGGGGUCGGACCUAGAGAGGCAAUGGACCGGAUUCAUCGUGAAUCAGCUGCAGUACGUGUGGCACAGAAUUCAGUUGCAGAGAGGAUGGCUCAACAGCAUAUAGAUGAUGUAAUAAGUCAGCACUCUUCAGUUAUAAGUUUUGCUCCUUAUCCAUCUACUGAUGAAGGUACGAGAAGUUUGAAUUGUAGUUCCCCUCAUGCUACAUCGCCAACUUCCUCUACUGCUUCGUCCAAAAGGCUAGUUCACCAAGCAGACCUUUUCGAACCUAAAAGAAAGAAACAAAUGACAAACUCAGGGGAGAAUUCUGUUCUUCGUGCUCCUACCAAGCCCAUGUUGAAUCAGUUAAUCUCAACAACUCACCCUUCUUCUUCCAUUAGGCCACCGAUAGUUCAACCAUCUGUUAUUGUUCCCUCUAGUACUAUGUCUAUUCAACCUAACGAGUAUCUUAGCUCAAUGGUAAAGGUUGAACAAGAUCUUGUCACUUCCCAAAACUUAGCUGUUGCUGCAGCUGAUGCUUCGAUUGGUAGUAAGUUAGUUCUGGACCAGAAUGAGAACAUUGGUAAGUACUUCUAUGGUUUUGAAACAGAUGGGACGGUUGGCAAAGGCUAUUACAUGGAUCAGUUGGAGAAUCUGAAUGGGGCAAGUCUUUUCCCUGGCAUUCACAUUGGAUAUCCUUCAACCGGGACGUCAAUGGGGAAUGAUACUCAUAGCAACAACCAGCAAAUCAAUGAUCAAUUGCCUUAUUUGAACGGAAAAAUGGAUCCUAUCGAUGACAUUCAGUUCGAAUGAAAACUUCAUGGUUUCCUUUGGGAUCAAUAGCAGUUGUUGCAUGUUUAGAAACUUUAGUAAUGCAAGUUCUCCUUUCUUUCUAUUACAACUUUUACUGGUGGUUUUAUAUGAAAUGAAGAUGUUUUCUUCUUUCAUUAUUGUAAUAGCUAUCAAC
Messenger RNA from Solanum pennellii, 2609 nucleotides. RefSeq names its product transcriptional corepressor SEUSS-like. The transcript is spliced from 10 exons. Gene Ontology annotation, cellular component: nucleus; transcription regulator complex. Lineage: Eukaryota; Viridiplantae; Streptophyta; Magnoliopsida; Solanales; Solanaceae. The record is from RefSeq and is a predicted model, not a curated record. The coding region runs from base 77 to 2455 and encodes 792 amino acids. Gene Ontology annotation, biological process: positive regulation of transcription by RNA polymerase II; negative regulation of transcription by RNA polymerase II.